UUAUAUAUGAUGACCUCGAAACGCUGUUGACCUAAUCAAUUGCAUUUAUUUGCAUCAAUUCAAACAAAUACAAUAAAUAAACUCUAAAAACGAAAUAGUUUGAUGGCUAAUAAACAAUGUAAAUAAAAAAAUAAUGAGUGAGCAAAAGAAGAACAUUAACUGUCGUGUUUGUUUGCGAUAUGACUUAAAAGGACAGAAAUGUUUCUCCUUGUUCGAAAACUACAAUAACUCUUUGAUAUUUGAGAAAAUUAAGUAUGUAGCCGACGUUCAAAUAAGGGAAGGCGAUGGCCUUCCGAGCACAAUAUGUCCAGACUGUUUAUUGCAAUUAGAAACAGCACUAGUGUUCAAACAAAAAUGUGAGACCUCAAACAAAAUCUUGCUGAGUGUCCUCAAACAACCGUCUAAAAUUUGCAAGGUAGCCUUCAGACCUGUUCCAGUUAAAAAAGAAGCAGAAAUAGUAUUGGAUAAUGCAGCACAGGAUCCCAGCCAAGUUCAUAGUCGCAUAGGUGCAAUAUCAAAAACACUUGAAAGAUCAACAAAUGAGGUAGCGGAAAUUCCCACUGAUGUACAGCCCGUACAUGAAGUACCUAUAACUUGUCAAACGAAAUUUUUAACUAUUUCACCCCUACCUCUCAAAUGCGAAGAACUAAGACAACCCGCUGACCGAGAAUUUGAAACUGUUCAUCUGAAACUUGAACAUAAUACUCAUGAAAUACACAAUGAAGUCCCAGUAGCUGAACCAUUUGAAAAUGAAGGAUCCAUUGAUGAACCGUCUGACAGUGAACUGGUUAUUGAUACUGAUAACAAUGGAGGAAUUGACAGCGAAGAUCACGAUGAACCUGAAAAUAAACAGCCAGAGACUCAAGGAACAGUAAAAAAGAGCAAAGCUAGAGAUCUUAAAUUAAUAUGUGAUGAUUGCGGAGGAAGCUUCAGAAGUAAAUGCAAGUUAGCCGUCCACUGGAAGAAAGUUCACCAGCCUGAAAAGUUAAUUUGUCCGCACUGCAAAAGAAUCUUCAAAUCUUUCAAAGCAUACCAUGUGCAUGCCAAGAAGAAUACAAGAAGCUGCUAUGUUGCUACUCUAGUAAACAUUGAAGGUUUGGGCAGCGAUAGGAUAUAUCACUGCAGGGACUGUGAUUAUAAAACUAGAAAUAUUAAGGAUAUAGAUGCCCAUUUGGUUACACACAGCGGAGACAGACGGUUUCAAUGUAAAGAUUGUUCAAAAUGUUUCACACAGCAUGCAUCACUACAAGGGCAUAGGGAAUCACAGCACAAUGACUAUAAAGUUGAAGCAACAUGUCAUUACUGUGGUCUAUUCAUAAAAGGACGCAAUAAACUCUACAAGCACUUACGAAUACAUGAGCCAAAGUCGGUUAAAUGCGAAGUUUGUCAAAAGAUAUUCAAAAGUCAUUCGAAUUUAUCUAAUCAUAUGAAGAGACACAAUGGCGUCAGAGGCUACACGUGUGAACAUUGUUCUGCAAACUUUUUCACGAUGUCCGAGCUCUGUAACCAUAGAAAAAAGGUGCAUUAUAAGUCGAAAACAUUUAAAUGUGACUUAUGUGAAUAUUCUUUGUAUACAGCUGUUACACUGAAACUGCACAGGGCAAAGCACACGCAUAACAAUGUAGUGUGUUUACUGUGUGGCAUGUUUUUGGAAAGUGCCGAGAAGUUAGCUCUUCACCAGAGAAACCACAAUGAAAAGAACUUCGCCUGUCAACAAUGUGAUAAAAGCUUCUACCGUAGAGAUUCACUGAGGAGGCACAUUUUACAGAAACAUGGGCCACCAAAAAGAGAAGAACCAGUGCAUAUGAAAGUUGUAAAGAUCAAACAAGAGUUUUCUGCAGACCAUAGGUUUGAUAAUGUCAUUACAUUGUCACCUAUUUUGUCAUAAUCUCAUAUCAAUUUAAAAAUAGGAUUCAAAGGAGAAAAGCUAUGAUUUUUAAAAGUUUUCUAUGAAUUUGGGUUCAGACUAUUGUUUUACCUACCUAUAAAAAGUACUGAUUUUAUUUAUUUAAGUUUUUUUUUUAUAUGUGGUCGGAAAUAAGAUGUGCAAUGUACAAAUACUACUAUAUAUAUUUUUUUACAAAAUUAAACUGUAAGUAGGUAUAAGAUUUUAAAUAUAAUUAUUUAUAGGCCAAUUUAGAUACUUUGAUGGAUCAUAGCAAUAUUUUGAAUAUCUGAUUAUUUCAAUGAUAUCCUAUUAUUAAUUCAACUUCUUCAAGAUUCCACAGUAAGUC
Messenger RNA from Helicoverpa armigera (cotton bollworm), 2234 nucleotides. RefSeq names its product zinc finger protein 665. The transcript has a single exon. Bases 134 to 1888 code for a protein of 584 amino acids. Gene Ontology annotation, biological process: regulation of transcription by RNA polymerase II. NCBI's taxonomy places the organism in Eukaryota, Metazoa, Arthropoda, Insecta, Lepidoptera, Noctuidae. Gene Ontology annotation, cellular component: nucleus. The record is from RefSeq and is a predicted model, not a curated record. Gene Ontology annotation, molecular function: DNA-binding transcription factor activity, RNA polymerase II-specific; zinc ion binding; sequence-specific DNA binding.